AUGCCGGGCACCGUGAAGGUUAAAGUCUUAGCCGCCCGCAAUUUGCCGGUAAUGGAUCGGGCAUCGUUUCUGACGGACGCUUUUGUGGAGUUGCGCCUUGGAAGCAUCAUGUUCAAAACAGAGGUAAUACGGCGUUCUCUUAAUCCAGAAUGGAACUCGGAUUGGUUUUGCUUCGAACUAGGAGAUGCCGCGCUCCGAGCUGAGACCUUGCAAAUACGGGUUCUAGAUCAUGAUACCUACAGCGCUCACGACGCGAUCGGUCGCGUAUACUUUGACCUCACUCCCCUACUUCAGACGGGCCAAAGACGCAGCCUACACGGUUGGUUUCCCCUUUAUGACACAAUGCAUGGAAUUCGCGGGGAGAUUAAUUUGGCAAUACGCGUCGACAUGUUCUCCUCACGUCAGAAGUUGUCCUCCCUCAAUGUGCGCUUCUUUUUCAGUGAGUUCUUUGCCUCCUCCACUUAG
This is a messenger RNA of Dibothriocephalus latus, 465 nucleotides long. NCBI's taxonomy places the organism in Eukaryota, Metazoa, Platyhelminthes, Cestoda, Diphyllobothriidea, Diphyllobothriidae. The record is from the annotation of a GenBank genome assembly.